AUGAGGGAACGCCAACCUCGUCGCGAAGACUACACCGUAGGCUGGGUCUGCGCUCUGCCAAUCGAACUAGCAGCCGCACAAGCAAUGCUAGACACCGAACACUCCAGCAUACGCCUGCAGAUUAACGAUCCCAGCAUAUUCAUUAUGGGAAGUAUUGCUGGGCACAACGUUGUGAUUACCUGUCUCCCAGAUGGGCAGAUAGGCACCAGCUCCGCCGCGACCGUGGCAAUCCAAAUGCGCUCGGCGUUUCCAUCCAUCAGGUUCGGCCUCAUGGUGGGAAUCGGAGGGGUUGUUCCCAGUCCUGAGCACGAUAUUCGGCUGGGAGAUGUGGUUGUUGGUCGACCAGAUAAUCAAACUGGGGGCGUGGUGCAGUAUGACUUUGGGAAGAGCACGUCUAAUGGGUUUGUACGCACAGGCUUUUUGAAUGCGCCCCCGGUUAUUUUGUUGAAUGCGGUGGCCCUGCUACGGGCCAGGCAUUUUCUGGGGAGGGGAACGAUGACCGAGUAUAUGGAAGGGCUUAAGGAUAUGCCUGCUUUCACGCACGAUAGAGAUAAAAACAGGGAUGUCCUGUUCGAGGCGGGUUAUAACCAUGCUGGGGGAAUGACGUGUGAGGCAUGCGAUAAGGAACAAUCGAUUCAACGCGACGAACGUGAAGGCCAUGAUAUCAAAGUGCAUUAUGGAACGAUUGCGUCCGGGAAUCAAGUACUCAAGGACGCGCAUCAACGAGACCGACUCGCAGCAGAGUUAGGCGGGGUGUUGUGCUUCGAGAUGGAGGCUGCCGGGCUGGUGAAUAAUUUCCCAUGCCUGGUGAUCCGAGGCAUUUGUGAUUAUGCCGACUCGCAUAAGAACAAGAAAUGGCAGCCUUAUGCUGCCGGGGUGGCGGCUGCUUAUGCGAAGGAGUUGUUGUCAGUCAUACCACCAGGGCAUGUGGAGAGAACGAGACCUAUGAGGAGAAAUGCUCCCAGAGAACUCUUCUUGGUUCCAUUUCAGAGAGAUGGAAACUUCACUGGUCGUGAUUCUAUAAUGAGUGAGCUUGGUAGACGAUACGAUGCAGCUGCUUUUGAACGUUUUCUCAGCAUAGCUCUCGUUGGAGAUAAGGACACAGGUAAAUCACAAAUUGCCCUUGAAUACGCUUACCGAAGCCCCCAACAUGUGCCCUGGCUAUCCGUAUUCUGGGUCAACGCAAGCAGCAUCUCCCGAUACAGAAGGUCUUAUCAAGAUAUAGCUAACAGUCUUGAUCUACCCGGAAAAGAUGAACCAGCCCUAGCUGACGAAGAAAAUGGGCCAUGGCUGGUUAUUCUGGACAAUGUCAUUAACGUGGGUGUUUCCCAAGAGACGGGGCUUCCUGUUCUGCUGGAGGAUGACGUGACGGAGACGAUUCCGAUUUUUUCAUCGUUCCGAGAAGCAAAACAUGGAUCUUUGCUUGUCACGUCGCGCAAUUUGGAGGCUGCAAUAAGUAUAGUUGGUUCAGCUGAGAACAUUGUCCAUGUCCAGCCAAUAGAUGAAGGGCCGAGAAGUGCAAUUGGUAUUGGGCAGGAUAUGCUGGCUAACCUGGCUCUGGACAGCCCAAAAGAUGGCCGGACACCAUUAUCGUGGGCUGCAGAGGCUGGGUUUGUGCCAGUCGUGAAACUUUUGCUUGCUACUGGUAAAGUGGACGUUGAUGCAAGAGACUCACAUUAUGGUCGAACUCCUCUAUCAUGGGCUGCGGGGGCUGGGCAUGCAGAAAUUGUUCAGCUCCUUCUAGCAACCAACAAAGUCGACAUCAACUCUGUCGAUUACCAAAACCGGCCGCCACUGACCUGGGCGCUCUUUAAUUCUCUCGAGCGAAUGAAACCGGUAGUGAAGCUGCUUCUAGCCACUGGCCAAGCUGACCUAAACAUCCGCGAUGAAACAUCAGACCGCACAGCCCUUUCGUGGGUGUGUGGAAUGGGCCACCUUGAGAUUGUCAAAUCGCUGCUUGAAACCGGCAAGGUGGAUGUCAACACCAUAGAGAAAUACCACGGACGAACGCCGCUUUCCUGGGCUGCAUUUGACAAACAUCAAGAAAUCAUGAAGGUGUUGAUUGCUACGGGACAUGCAGACUUGGAAGCAAGAGAUAACGAAGAGGGCCGGACUGUACUGUCUUUGGCGGCAGGGAAUGGACUUGAAGCUGGGGUGAGAGCUUUGUUAGAGACUGGGGCGGUGGAUGUUAAUUCCAAAGACCGGAACAGGAGGACACCGCUAUUCUGGGCAUUAAAGAAUGGACAUCAAAAUACGGCUCUUCUCCUAGAGGAGGCUUUGAGCGGAUGA
Aspergillus piperis CBS 112811 is the source of this 2289-nucleotide messenger RNA. RefSeq names its product ankyrin. Bases 1 to 2289 code for a protein of 762 amino acids. Gene Ontology annotation, molecular function: protein binding; catalytic activity. The record is from RefSeq and is a predicted model, not a curated record. Gene Ontology annotation, biological process: nucleoside metabolic process. The transcript has 4 exons. NCBI's taxonomy places the organism in Eukaryota, Fungi, Ascomycota, Eurotiomycetes, Eurotiales, Aspergillaceae.